This is a messenger RNA of Papaver somniferum (opium poppy), 612 nucleotides long. Its product is annotated as ribosome biogenesis protein BMS1-like. Gene Ontology annotation, biological process: maturation of SSU-rRNA from tricistronic rRNA transcript (SSU-rRNA, 5.8S rRNA, LSU-rRNA); ribosome biogenesis; endonucleolytic cleavage of tricistronic rRNA transcript (SSU-rRNA, 5.8S rRNA, LSU-rRNA). Bases 1 to 612 code for a protein of 203 amino acids. Gene Ontology annotation, cellular component: 90S preribosome. Gene Ontology annotation, molecular function: GTP binding; GTPase activity; U3 snoRNA binding. The record is from RefSeq and is a predicted model, not a curated record. The transcript is spliced from 4 exons. Lineage: Eukaryota; Viridiplantae; Streptophyta; Magnoliopsida; Ranunculales; Papaveraceae.
AUGAAGGAAAGCAAGCAGAAAGGAACUCCUCUUAAACUCUCCAAGAAGAGGACUGCUCUUGUUAACUUUACACCAGAGACUGAAGUUUCUAAGUAUAAAGGUGCCCCUCUUCGGACUUCGAGUGGAAUUCGGGGGCAGAUUAAUGAGGCGGCAAAAAGAGAGGAGAUUGCUAAAUGCACAUUCAGGUGCAGAAUUAGUAUGAGUGAUAUUGUUUUCAUGCGUGUGUGGCGUCAAGUUGAAGCUCCUCGCUUCUUCAACCCAUCGACCACAUUGGAACAGUGUGAUUCUAUUGUUCCUGUUAACAAGGAUUCACUCAAUAAGGAUAACCCUGCUCAGAGGCGGGUUGAACUUAAACAACGUCGUCGUGUGAAGAUUAUUGACGGGGUGCCUUGUCUGUAUACAUGUUCAAAUCCUCUAACUGUUCUCUAUAACCUUGAGUAUAUGAAUAAAAAUAAGAAGAGGAAAAUCAAGAAGAAGAAAAAUGAGGUGAUAUCCGAGGAAGAGCAGAAAGAAUAUGAACGAGGAGCAGAAAUGUCUAAAAGACACCAAGAGGAGGACGAGAAAGCAUUUACGAGCGGUGUUCCUAUGAUGGUCUUAGAGGAUUGGGAUUGA